AUGGAGCUGUACAAAGUGGCCGGUGCUGUCACUGUCGCUUGCUCAGAGCCGAUUAGGUACCAGGUACCAUCAGUGUCACACGCCCAGGGUUGUGUCAGGUGCUGUGACCAUCGGACACCUAGGUUGUACAAGGUAUCAGGCAGCCUGGCCGAGGUGGCUGUAUGGAGAGUGGCCCUGCCAGGCCAGCCAGGACCCUGCAAACCGCUGGAAACACCUGGAGGGAGAGGAGCGGCUGCGAUGGAGUUUCCUGCCGUGGCACUGUCACUUAUCGUGGCGCUGCGAAUGUCUCCACUGGCGGCUGGGAGCAAACUGCAGCCCCACAUGGUUGUGUAUUACACGGGCUACAGGCAGGUGUACCAGGUGAGGUCCCAGACCACGUACAGGUGCUGCCCAGGAUGGUCCCAGCUCGCAGGGGAUGCUGGCUGCCUGCACAAUGUUGACGAGUGCCAGGUGCACAAUGGGGGCUGCCAGCACCGAUGUGUGAACACCCUGGGCUCCUACUACUGUGAGUGCCAGCCUGGAUUCCGCCUGCACACGGAUGGCAGGACCUGCCUCGCUCUGAACUCGUGUGCCCUGAACAACGGUGGCUGUGAGCACGACUGUGUGCAGGUGACCCUGGCCCAGCACCGCUGCCAGUGCAGGCACAACCACCAGCUGCACCAGGAUGGCAAACGCUGCAUCCUGAGGAACCCGUGUGCUGACAGGAACGGGGGCUGCAUGCACCUCUGCCACAGCCACCGCGGCCGCGCCCGCUGCGACUGCCACCCCGGCUACCAGCUGGCCCCUGAUGGCAAGGCCUGCCAAGAUGUGAACGAGUGCCUGACAGGGCUGGCCAUGUGUGCACACCAGUGUCUCAACACCCGGGGCUCCUUCAAGUGCACCUGCAACCCGGGCUACGAGCUGGGGGCGGAUGGCAAGCGAUGCUACCGGAUAGAGAUGGAGAUUGUGAACAGCUGUGAAGCCAACAACGGGGGCUGUUCCCACAUGUGCCACCACACCAGCUCUGGCCCUGUCUGCACCUGUAACUUUGGCUUUCGGCUGGAAGAGGACCAGAAGUCGUGCACUGAUAUCAAUGAGUGUGACACCGGUUCUCACUGCUGUCAGCAGGACUGUUACAAUUACCCUGGGGGCUACGAGUGCUCCUGCCACGCCGGGUACAGGCUCAGCACGGAUGGCUGUGGCUGUGAUGAUGUGGAUGAGUGCUCUGCAAACAAUGGUGGGUGUGAGCACACGUGCCAGAACCAGCCAGGGUCGUUCCAGUGUGGCUGUAACAUUGGGCACAAGCUGGAUGAAGACAGAAGGAGCUGCAUCUCCACAGAGGACACGGUGGAGGCCCUGGAUGGCCGGCGCCCCGUCAUCCGCCCCAUCCCUCACGUGGCCAUCCUGCGAGAUGAAUUCACACAGCUCUUCAAGGACGACUACGAGGAGGAGGAGGAGAUGGAAGCACGAGGGGAGCACACGCUGUCAGAGAAAUUCGUGUGCCUGGAGCACACCUUUGGCCCCGACUGCAGCCUGACCUGUGACGACUGCGAGAACGGAGCCACCUGCACGGCCGAGGGCAGCGGCUGCCACUGCCCGCCCGGCUGGACCGGCGUGCUCUGCAACCAGACUUGCCCGGCUGGAACCUUCGGCAGCAACUGCAGCCAGAGCUGCCGGUGCCAGAACGGUGGCACCUGUGACCCGGCCAGUGGCUCCUGCCGCUGCCCGCCCGGCGUGGCCGGAGAGCUCUGCCAGGACGGAUGCCCCAAGGGAUUUUUCGGGAAGCACUGCAGGAAAAAGUGCAACUGUGCCAACCGAGGUCACUGCCAUCGGAUUUACGGAGCGUGUCUGUGCGAUCCCGGCUUGUACGGCCGCUUCUGCCACUUGGCGUGUCCCAAGUGGGUGUUCGGGCCCGGCUGCUCCCAGGAGUGUCAGUGCCUGCAGCACAAUUCACGGGACUGCGACCCCAGGGACGGCUCCUGCCACUGCAAACCUGGCUACCAUGGCCAGCGCUGUGAGAUCAGCUGUGACCCUGGGUAUUACGGGGAUGGCUGCAAGAAGAAGUGCAGCUGCUCUCCAGGAGUGACCUGUGACCCUGUCACCGGCGAGUGUCACCAGGAGUGUCCCCCAGGCUAUCACGGCCAGCACUGUGACCAAGAGUGCCCUGAGGGGACAUUUGGGCCAGGCUGUCAGCAUCCCUGUGCCUGUGGAGAAGCAUCCUGCGACAGGAGCACGGGGCAGUGCCACUGCCCACCUGGCAGGACAGGACACGACUGUGCCCAAGCUUGCCCUGAGGGUCUCUGGGGACCGGGCUGCCAGGAGAUCUGCCCUGACUGUGCCAACAAUGCCAGCUGUGACCCUGCCACCGGAGCCUGUCUGUGCCCACCUGGCUACACUGGCCAGCGCUGCCAGGAUGUGUGUCCACCCGGCUGGUUCGGCCCUGAGUGCCAGCUGAGCUGCAGCUGUGGGAACGAGGGACAUUGCCAUCCGGUGACGGGGACGUGCAGCUGCCCGCCCGGCAGGACAGGGUACCACUGCCAGCGAGGUACAGCACCUGUGCCCUGCCACCCUCACCCCUGGGCCACUCUGACCUGUGCCGAGCUAUGCUGCCAUUGCUCUGUUCUCAUCUUCAUGCCGUGCCAGGGAAACCUCUCUGAAAUCUUUUUGGUUUUUUUGCUCUGUCUGGUGCUGGCAGCGCCACUGGCCUGUCUGCAGCCUUGUUUGUCCCUGUGCCCAAGGGAGCUGUGCCCGCUGGUGAAGGCAGUGCUGUGCCCAUGCUGUGCUCUCAGGUACACACCAGUGAUGGGCUCCUGCCGUGUUUUUCCAGCCUGUGACCUGGGGCGCUGGGGCCCCGACUGUGCCCACACCUGCAACUGCAGCAACAGCGACGGCAGCUGCAGCGCCGAGACCGGGCAGUGCCAGUGUGAGGCCGGGUACACGGGCACCCACUGCGAGCAGAAGUGCCCAGAAGGGUGGUUUGGGCUGAGCUGUCGGCACCAGUGUCAGUGUGACAAUGGAGCCACCUGUGACCACGUCAGCGGGGCCUGUACCUGCAGCCCAGGCUGGCGAGGAACCUUCUGUGAGCACGCCUGCCCUGAUGGAUUUUAUGGACUGGAGUGUCGACAAGCCUGUGACUGCCUGAAUGGUGCCCAGUGUGACCCUGUGACAGGACAGUGCCAGUGUCCUCCCGGCUGGACUGGCCCCCGCUGUGCCCAGGUGUGCCAGGAGAACAGGUACGGCCAGAACUGCAGCCAGAGCUGCCACUGCUUCAACAACGCCACGUGCAGCCACAUCAGCGGCCUCUGCCUCUGCUCCGAGGGCUGGACAGGACCCUCCUGCCAGCAAGCCUGCCCAGCGGGUUUUUUUGGAAAGAACUGCCAGCAGCGCUGCCUGUGCCAGAACGGUGGCACCUGUGACCCGGCCACGGGGGCCUGUGCUUGCCCUGCAGGCUGGACAGGGCUGGCCUGCGAGCUGGCCUGUGCCCAGGGGCAGCAUGGCCUGGACUGCCAGCAGCGCUGUGAGUGCCAGCACGGGGGGCUCUGUGACCACCGGACAGGACACUGCCUCUGCCAGCCCGGCUGGACUGGUGACAAGUGCCACAGACCUUGUCCAGAGGGGCUGUUUGGGGCACGCUGUGAGGAGCUCUGUGACUGUGGGGACAACGUCUCGUGCCACCACGUCACUGGUGUUUGUGACUGUCCCCAUGGCUGGAGGGGCCGGCGCUGUGAGAAAGCCUGCCUGCCAGGUUUCUUUGGGAAGAACUGUGCCAGUGGCUGUGCCUGUCCCCUGGGAGUGCCCUGUCACCAUGUCACCGGCCAGUGCGGCUGCCCGCCAGGACUGACCGGCUCUGGAUGUGAAAAACCCUGCCUGCCAGGGACCUUCGGGGAGGGCUGUGCUCAGAUCUGCCAGUGCUCCGGAGCCACCCAGGAAUGUCACCCUGUCACCGGGGCGUGUGUCUGCCCCCCCGGCUUCCACGGUCCCUCCUGCCAGCUGGAGUGCUCCCCGGGGUGGUACGGCCGUGACUGCGAGAGGCAGUGCCAGUGCAGGAACGGGGGCAGCUGUGACACUGCCACGGGCAUGUGCCACUGCCCCGCGGGCUUCAUCGGCGCUGACUGCGGCAUCGGAUGCCCCGCUGGCCGCUACGGCCAGGACUGUGCAUUGCUGUGCCCCUGUGGGGCCGGUGUUCCCUGCCACCCUGUCACCGGAGACUGCGUGUGCCCUCCAGGCAGAGCUGGCCCCACGUGUGAGCAAGGUUGUGAGAAGCAUCGCUACGGGCUGGGCUGCCAGCAGCCCUGCUCCUGCCUCAACGGGGGGCUCUGUGACACAGCCGAUGGCUCCUGCUCGUGUGCGCCAGGGUGGACGGGGAAAUCCUGCGAAUUAGGUAACCCUGGCCCGGAUUUGUCCCGCGGAUUGUGCCGCACCCACCCAGUGACUGUGGAGCUCACACAAUGGGUCCAGUUUCUGUUAUCCCACCCGUGCCAGCCUUGCCCUUAGCUGAGCCCUCUGAAGGGUAGGUGUGGGGCUGCUGAGCAGC
Molecule: messenger RNA, 4513 nt
Organism: Sturnus vulgaris (Common starling)
Lineage: Eukaryota; Metazoa; Chordata; Aves; Passeriformes; Sturnidae
Source: RefSeq, a predicted model, not a curated record